This is a messenger RNA of Nerophis ophidion (straightnose pipefish), 10827 nucleotides long. It is a transcript of the gene wnk3, whose product is annotated as WNK lysine deficient protein kinase 3. Gene Ontology annotation, biological process: monoatomic ion homeostasis; positive regulation of potassium ion import across plasma membrane; protein phosphorylation. Lineage: Eukaryota; Metazoa; Chordata; Actinopteri; Syngnathiformes; Syngnathidae. Gene Ontology annotation, cellular component: cytoplasm; cytosol. The coding region runs from base 1032 to 9941 and encodes 2969 amino acids. The record is from RefSeq and is a predicted model, not a curated record. Gene Ontology annotation, molecular function: chloride channel inhibitor activity; protein serine/threonine kinase activity; ATP binding. The transcript has 25 exons.
AAUACAUGGAUGGAUGGAUGUUAGAAUGCAGCAAAAACCGACUGCAAGGGUGAGCACCUGAACGCAGCGUUGGAGUAAUGCUGUUGUUGAUUGGUUACAAUACCUUCUUCUCUGCCGCCCCCUAACGGCGGAAGAGACGAACUAUUAGGGUUUUUGUUUUUUUGUCAGGCUCUAACUGGUGAUGAAGAUGACGAUGAUCCCUGUGGCAAGUGUGCGCUAAGAACCUGCUCUCUCCUCUCGCAAGAAGUCGUCCUACUUUGUAAAUAAGCUGAGUGAAAUUAUCGGGCCGCCCGUGAAUUGGCGGUCGGUGGACAAGAGCGACAAACGACGGCAUUGCGGGAAGACGCGGACUACCAGAGGAGCUCCGCGAACAUCGGUCACCGAGCCUCGACGACACCAGUCGGGAUUCUUAAACCCUCAGCAACUGCAGUGAGGAUAUAGGAGCUCCAGACCCAACGACAUUUUUAAAACGUUUUUCUAAAAAAAAAAAAUGCAGUAUAUUUUGUAGGCGACGAGUAAUAGUACUGUAUUUGUGCUCCAUUUUUUAAAAAAGAAAGCCGCCAUAGGAGCUGACGAGAUGUUACAUUCGGAUUACUCUUGAAGAUAUUCACUCAGCAGUUGGAACCAGAAGAAGUGAGGCUCUCCCGGCAGGCGUGUGAAAAGACUGCUGCUUUACUGUCCUAAUUAGGUUUUGGAUGCGUGCUGUUUAUUUGGCUUCGUGAUGGAAUAAAAUGGAUUGUGACGAAGAUGUAGAGGAUGCUGCUAAAGAAAGGGCGAACAUAAGCUCUUCUCCUGUGGUUUAGUUAUUUUUAUGUGGAAUGAUAAUGUAUUGAGAAUAAAGAAAGCAAAGUAGGAGACGGUCACUAAUUGGACCUGCAGCUGACCUUUAUUAAACACCUGGAGUACAGAAAGAAAGACGUCUGGCCGACCAGGAUCACUGGGACGAGUGUGAACAAAGAGAAAGAGACGGAGGCUGACAGAGAAGAAAAGGUGUGGAGGAGGUCUAGGAGGAGUGAAAAAAGACAUUCUCCAUGGCUACAGACCCAGGAGAGCCCACGGGCACAGAGGAAUCGUCUGAGAAACCAGAUGGACAGAGGGCGGAGGACCUGGACCAGGAGGGUCGUUCCAACAGUCAGAGGGACAGGACACACGGCACUCCCUCAGAUUUCCUCCCAUCCCGGUCUCAGGAGAAGAGAAUGACAGGGGGAAAAGAUGGAGCAGGAGGAGGAGGAGAAGAUACUUGUAAGGAGAGUUUGGUGACCCCAGUCAAAGCUGUCUUCUUCUCAACGCACACUAUGCCAGUUGACACCGGUCAGAAAUGUCUUAAGAGGGAGAAGCGCUUCUUUAGGAAGAGUGUGGAGAUCUGUGAGGAGGAGGAGGAGGUGGUUCUGCCAGAAGCCCCCCACAGCGCACCCCACCUGGAACUGCGCUCCUUUGACCCUGUCUUCACAACCAAUGUCCCGCAGCAAGGGGCUGUGUCUUGCGCUGCCCUGGGCCAUGAUCCAUCCUGCACCAGCGGCCAGGAGCCUGGCAGGGGGGGCCCUCCUUCCUCACCCAAUUUAAAGGGGAAGGAGAGGGACCGUGAGCUGGAGGAGGAGGCCGAAAUGAAGGCUGUGGCCACCUCUCCUGGAGGCAGGUUCCUUAAGUUUGACAUUGAACUGGGCAGAGGAGCCUUCAAGACUGUGUACAAAGGCCUGGACACCGAGACCUGGGUAGAGGUGGCUUGGUGUGAGCUUCAGGACCGCAAGCUGACCAAGGCUGAGCAGCAGCGCUUCAAGGAAGAAGCAGAGAUGCUGAAGGGGCUCCAACACCCAAACAUUGUGCGCUUUUAUGACUCCUGGGAGUCUGUACUCCGCGGCAAGAAAUGCAUUGUGCUGGUUACAGAACUCAUGACCUCAGGAACCCUCAAAACUUACCUAAAGCGCUUCAAGGUAAUGAAGCCUAAGGUCCUGAGAAGCUGGUGCCGGCAAAUUUUGAAAGGCCUUCAUUUCCUUCACACCAGAGCCCCUCCUAUAGUGCAUAGAGACCUCAAGUGUGACAACAUCUUCAUCACAGGCCCCACGGGGUCUGUAAAAAUAGGUGAUCUGGGACUUGCCACCCUCAUGAGGACCUCAUUCGCCAAAAGCGUCAUAGGAACCCCAGAGUUCAUGGCUCCAGAGAUGUACGAGGAACAUUAUGACGAGUCUGUGGACGUCUACGCCUUUGGGAUGUGCAUGCUGGAGAUGGCUACCUCCGAAUAUCCAUACUCUGAGUGCCAAAACGCUGCUCAGAUUUAUCGCAAAGUCACAAGUGGUAUAAAACCAGCCAGCUUUGAUAAAGUGAAUGACCCUGAGAUUAAAGAGAUCAUUGAAGGUUGUAUUCGACAGACUAAGAGCCAGAGACUUUCCAUCCGGGACCUCCUAAACCACGCGUUCUUUGGGGAGGACACAGGUGUCCGAGUGGAGCUAGCAGAGGAAGACACAGGCACCCAGGAGUGUUUGGCUCUUAGGAUUUGGGUAGAGGACCCCAAAAAGCUGAAAGGGAAACAUAAAGACAAUGAGGCCAUUGAGUUUAGCUAUGACCUGGAGAACGACAGCGCUGAGGAAGUGGCUCUGGAGAUGGUAAAGUCUGGCUUUUUCCAUGAGAGUGAUGCCAAGGUGGUGGGGAAAUCCAUUCGAGACAGAGUGAAUCUAAUAAAAAAGUCACGGGAGCGACGGCAGCAGCAGCUGCUGCAACAGCAACAAGGCUUUGAAGAAAGACGGGACUCCACUCUAACAUCCUGUACAAAUCCAUCCUGCCCGUCUUCCAUGGGGCUAACACCUGUAUUGACUGGUGGAGGUGCUGCAGAGGAAUCUGAGGACCUAUCGGAAUUGGACCAUCAUAUCAGGCUGCAGAAUGUUGUCAGGAGGGACACACUAUGCCUGCCAGGGGAGAGCAUUCGGUCUGCCAGCUGUGAAUCUUAUGCUAGCGGACAUUCAAACUCACAGCCAGAGGAAUCAUUCGCCCUUGCUCAGACUUCUCAGCCCAUGACUACAUCUUGCACAGGAACACUGACGAAUCCUCUGAGGGUCCCAUCUGGUGAAGUUGGAGGUGUUCCAAGUCUCCCCGUUGGCCACAGUGUCAGUCUGGCCAGCAUGUCCAUCGGUCAAAGCGGAAGGCCAUCUGUUGGUCAGACGUUUCUUCAGCCCACCAGCAUAGUUCCACAGGUAUCACCAAGUAUACCUCAGCAAUAUUUUCAGUCACAAACAUUCCCAUCAGAAGCAUUUCAAUCCGUCACACCUCUUGGGUUGUUGGCCCCUACACCGUCAUACAUCACCCCUGUUUGCCCACAAGUUCUCACUUCAUCCAUGUCCCUCAGUGAUCCUGCUGGGCUCGCAGUAACCAUUGUUCCCCCCAUUCAGCAGCCCCAGGCCACUCCCAUGCAACAUACUGACAUCUUUCGCCAGCCAGCGACCCAGCAAACACAAACACAACAUCAACAGAGCCUGACAGCUAUAGCUGUCCACAAACAUCGAAAUGAGCCUCUGCAGCAGGUCUUUAUACAGCAGAACCUUCCACCAACUUCACAGGAGCAAGCGGCAUUAGCAGGAAUGGAGCAGCAGGUUUUGGCAUUACCACAGCUAGGAGAACAUUCUCAACAAACUAGAGAGCAGGCCAUCAUACAAACCCAACAGCAAGAACAGCAGAGAUUGCUACACUUGCAACAGCAGCAAGCUUACAAGCUAUUUGAUCAGCAACAAGCCCAAAUACAACAGCAGCAACAGGAGCGGAAGCAAGCCCUUGUACACAACCAAUUAUUGGAUCAGCAACAAGUUCUUAUUCAACAACAUCAGCAGCAUCAAGCUCUGCCACAACAUGACCCCUUACAACAGCAUUUAGAGCAGCAGAAAGCGGUGUAUCAACAAAACCAGGCAGGAAUACGAGAAGAUCCAUUGAUACAACAGCAAACUAGACAACAAGAAACUGUGGUGCAUCAACAGCCCCAGCAGGCUCAACAACAAGCUCUCUUACAACAGCAUUUGCAGCAACAGCUUGUCUUACAACAACAGCAAAUACAGCAGAUGCAGCAACAAAUCAACCAGCAAGCUCGACUGCAACAGCAACAAGAUGUUCUACCAGAGCAACAGGUUCUAUUACAAAAACAGAUCCAAGACCAUCAACAACACCAUGCGGCCAUUGUUCAACUUAAGCAAAUUGAAAAACAAGAGGCUGCUCCGAUUCCUCAAUAUAGCAGUGAACAGCAAAUACCAGUGAAACAAUCAGAUUUAUAUCAGGCAUUGCCCACCCAACUAAACAACACUCAGUUCAUACCCCAUACCCCUCCUAUAAGGAAACAGGUACAACAACAAGCUGCACUGACCCUGCAGGAGCAGGUGCAAACUGCUCAGCCUGAGAAUGAUACUACAGCUGCAAUGAAUCCUCAUAUCCCAACUAGAGCUGAAACCAUUCAGCAUCAAACACAUAUUUCUUCCCAAGCCCCGGUUCCCAUGGUUGUACAACCUGCUCAUUUUACUGUCCUGAUUCCAGCUCAAGCCUUCUCCAAGCAAGGACAAAGUGAAGCUCGUACCCAACACAGAAUCCAGGUACCAGUCCAGUUUGCAAGCCAAUCUGCAACUCAAGCAGUGCAAACCAUGAUGGAUGUCAGUCCUAUUGAUGGAACUAUCCAGGGACAGGCCCAAGUAGUCUUUCAAGCCCAAAAGCCACAGACUGGUUAUCCUGAAAUUACUUCUAAUGUGAAUCAAGGGUCUGCUCAGACAUUCGUUCAGGCUCAGCCGUCACAGCUAGUAGUUAGCGAGUCACAACAAGCCAACGAUAACAAAAACUCAUCUGCUGACACUCAUAUCAUAUCUGCUCUCCAACUUCCAGCUGCAACAAAUUCUAGUCAUGUACAGCAUGAGAAUGUUGUUCACCAUAAUGUGCAAAUACAAGGAGUCUUGAAGCCUCAGCUUCAGCAACAAACUCAAAAGCAUCCCCAUAUCCAGAUGCAAAGUCACACUGCCGCAGCCCUCUUGACCUCUCAGUAUGGGCCUCAGUGCACCAACCAAUCCCCACCAUUUUCACAGCAGGCAAUGGUUACGCAACAGCCAGUGCUGCAGAAUCAGCAGGUGGUUAUGGCCCCUGGCUCAACUAGAAAUGUUGGAAGCAACACAGCCAGUCUCAACUCCAUGGUAGAUCCUGAAAGCGUUGUUACCACAGCCGUCAAUAUUCCAGUGUCACAUCCAGUGGUCGUUGCCCAGCAGCCACGUUUAGGAAGUAACACAGUAAACUCUGUAAUCCAACCAAUCUCCCAGGCACAGUUACUAAUGCUUUCUCAAACCCAACAACUACCAACCAUAUCACCUCACAAGCAACAAUUGCCUUCACUAAUCCAGUUACCAGUGGAAUCCAUUUUGGCCCCAGGUCAUCAAACAUGUCCUUUCAGUCAGGCUUUGAUUCCCAGGGAAGAGACUGAGCUGCCAGCACAACAAUGUCAGCCUGCUUCACAUCCACAAACCCAUCCUGACGCACAGAUAGCCCCGAGGAAUGUGGUCGAUCCUCACUCCCAGAGCAGAAUCCCACCCAACAGUGGAGUGACAGGCAGAGUACCUUCCCCUCAGCACCAGGCCAAGCACACAUUGCCAGCACACACUCACACACAAACCAGCAUUCAGGCCCAAUCACACUCACAUACACAGACACGCAAUCAAACACAGGCUGAUUCACACUCGCAAACCGCAGCUGCAGAACAGCCUGUUCUUCCUCAAGCUGUCUUUCCUGCACAUCAAAUUCCCCUGAGCCCCUCUCACACCUCGUCUCUCCCAUCAUCACUACCAUCCCACCAUCCUGCUGCUACCCCUGCGCCAGAGCUGCCAACAUCUGCACCAGCAGCCCAGGUCACCUUACCAGGGCAGGCCAACUUUCUACAUACCUCCCCUCUGCCUGCCGCCACUCUAGAGCUGUUUAUUUCUCAUGCCCCCAAAUUGUCCCAAGCCUCACUGCAAGACCGUGACCUUUCCCUGCCGGGCAUUUCUCAGGAAUGUCUACACCUGUCAAAUACAGAACAUCCUUCCUCAAUUGGGAAUUUGCCAACAAAUGGAGACGAAGCUGUUAUGCACUUGACCAAUGGGAAAUUAGAAAAAGUAAAGACCCAAAGGAGGGCUUCUUCUCUGAGACAUGAAAACGUUUUACAUCAGUUUCAACUUACUAUGCUCCAGGUGUCAGGCAGUGGGGACAAUAUGGUGGAAUGCCAGUUGGAGACUCAUAGCAACAAAAUGGUGACAUUUAAAUUUGAUAUUGAGGGGGAUGCACCGGAGGACAUAGCAGAUUAUAUGGUGGAGGAAGUCUUUGUCCUCGAUGUGGAAAAAGAGACAUUUGUCAAUGAACUAAAAGCCAUAGUUGAAAAAGCCCAGGACAUUCUUCAAAAACAUACUGGAUCUUCUGACCAAGUGCAAGUCAACACUCCCACUAGUUCUACAUCUGAAUCACAGCCACAUUCAUCUCCGGUGGGACGUUGGCGCUUCUUUAUCAACCAGACCAUUCGCCACAGAGACUCUCUCUCUAGCCAAGGAGCAGCCACCACGCCACCCAAUGCAGAAUCAAGGACACUCCCACCCUCUCGAACAGAUGAAGAAAAGGAAGAAUCUCAGAGUCAAGAAUCCUGUGGGAUGUCCUCCUCUCCUUACCCAACUUUACCCGUCGUCUCCACUGCCUUAACCACUGUCUCCAUUGCCCCCACUACUACGCAGACUCCUUAUGCAACUGUAUCUCAAAGCAUUUCUGCACCAGCCUCAUCUCUUGAACCCCCCACCCCUCAAAACAUUUCAAGUGGUCUUGAAGUGCCCAUCCUCACCUCAACUUCUGCUGACCAAAGGCUCAGUGCUCCGUUAUCCACAGCGACAUCUGGUGCUCCCAACAUUUCCACAUUUCCCAGAAUGUCCCCUGCUGCUAUGGCUGGGCCUCUACCAGCCUCUACUAUUCAGACAGAUGCAACAGUAAGCCACAUUGAUUUGGAGCAUCUGCAGCAGACGCAAGCACAUGGAGCCAAAUCAGCUGUACAAAACCCACAGCUUGAACCGGUACAACAGCAGGCUGUGGUAGGACAAAAACAAUCGCAAGCAUUGCAUCUGGGGCAACAGGCCACCCGUAAUCUACAGGCAAAACCACCACAGCAGCAGAUACAAGAUCAAUUGUACCAAGAGCAAAUUCAGAAAGUGCAUCAACAAACAUCUCAGAGUUCUCCACAGGUGCUGCAGCAGUGUCAGAUACAAAAGCAAGCUGCUACUGUGCCUGUACAACAGCAACAAUUAAACAUGCAGCAAACAGUAGACAUGCAGCAGCAGGAAAUAAUGCAACAGCAGCAACAACCGCUGUACAUGGGCAGCCCUGCCUUUAUUUCGGAUCCAAGCCAAAUGUUGCCCCCGCCAGCGAGUCAACAGUUUCUUCAGGCACAACAAAAUGAUAACAACAUGGCGCAGCAGCAUGUUCUACUUCUACAACAAACCCCGAUACCUGCCCAUGUGUCACAACAGCACUGUCAGACACAAAACCCAGAGCAACAGGAAGUGGUAAGAGACAUGCCUCAUAAACAACAUCCACUUCCCAAACAAUCCUCUUUACAGCUAUCAGAGUCAGAGGUGUCCACAGAAGAGAUAAAUGUCCUAGAGGAAACGGGCAGCUGCCCUGUGUCAGGUCACCCUUCCUCAGACUCUUCUUUGCCACCUCUUCAUUUGGGAUCUACCGAAGCCUCUUUCCCUCCACUCUCCCUCACGCUCAGCCCGUCCCCUGCUCAACCGUCUUCUGUGGCCGAAUCAGACAGCGAAGGUCCCCCUAAAAUAGAAUUUGGUGACAAUCGGAUAAAGACGCUGGAUGAAAAGCUAAGGAACUUGUUGUAUCAAGAGCACAGCAGCGGGACGGCUCAAGCCGGGGUAGCCGCAUCCGCCCCGGCAUCAGCAUCAACUGCCUCCACAUCUGCAGGUGGAGAUGAGUCAUCUGAGCUGCUGCCAUUAUCUUUCCUCCAACCUGCCUCUAUCUCAGAUACGUCUCCCCAGUCCUCAUCCUCCACUACCUCCUCUACCACCUCCCGUUCUUCCUCCACCACCCCUGAGCCAGAGAGUUUUGGGAUAGCAGAGGAAGCCUCCUCAGAAGUGCUCAACUUAGCACAGCAGGACUUACUGGAGCAGCAACCUGGCCCAGCUCACUUGUACACCUCCAACAACACACUUCCCCCCAUCUCUUUUCCCCCUGUCGGUCAGCAUGUCUCUGCCGGGGCCCAGCACCCUCCCGUGCCAGGCGAACCAACCAUCCUCGCUGUUCCCCCACACUCUGACACCAGCACCACUGGAGAAGCAUCGCAGCUCUCCCUCCGUCAGCAACUGAUUCCCCUCGGGCACGGACCGCAGCAGCAUAAUGCAGGAGGUGGAUAUUUUGGCCUAAACCUGACAUGUCCUAGUAUCAGAAAUCCUGUUAGCAAGAAAUCCUGGACUCGCAAAUUCAAAAACUGGGCAUGCAAACUGCGCCAUUCCGCCAGCUUGUUCAAGAAGCCCAGAGUCCAGCAAGAGGGACGAUCCAUCAGUCAGUCGGUCAAAGAGGAGGAAGAGGUGACCCUACAUCCAUCACAGUCACGCAGAGGACGAUUUCAAGUGACCCUAGUGCCUCAAUCCUCUCCCCCAAAAGAUGCAACAUCAGCAGUCCACAGCAGCACCCACAGAAAAGUCGGACGCUUCUCUGUUACAAAGGCUGAGACCCAGGAGGAAGACAACCAGAGUGACAGCUCCCCAGUGCCUCCUGUAGUGAUCAGGGAGAGGAGGCGGUCUCGGCCAAAGGAUGCUAACAAAGAUGAGACCAAGAGGACACCGAGAUCGGUCCAUCUUUCUCGAUGUCAUGAGCACAGCUACUCCCCAGUAGGCAGCAGUGACGACGAAAAUGAUGAAAGUGAGUUGGAGGAUGACAACUUGAGAAGAGAACUGCACAGGCUUAGAGAGAAGCACAUCAAGGAAGUUGUGUCGCUUCAGGCCCAGCAGAACCAAGAGCUCCAAGAACUGUGCAGACAGCUGCGCUCACAAAAAGACCAGAGGCAAAGUCUGCCUGCUUGCCUGUCUCGUACACCUGCUCUUCCCACAGCACCCCCCGUCCUCUCUCCUCGUAGGCUGAGGCCGGCUAAAACUAAACUGCGGCCCCGACCUCACUCUCACAUGGACAACAAUGGAGUCACUCAUGCUGGAUUCCAACAGUCCAGUAUUUUUUCAAGCUCUGAGUAUGAGCAAGGCGGAAUUACCCCUCAUUUAAGUUUAGAGCAUCGCUCCUCACUGUCUACUAAAAGAGAUCUAAGCCCUACAAGGAAAAGCACAUUCGCUGACGAACUGCACAAACUGGUUGAUAACUGGACAAAGGAGACGAUUAGCCAAACCUUGUCUAAGCCUUCUCUCAAUCAGAUCAAGCAGAUUCAACAGGUGCAAGAGUUGGAAGGCUGGACCCAGCCGAUUGAGGUGGCUCCUCCGGGUUGGUUUCCAUCAGUACCACUAAAACCACAGGCAACCCCAGCUGCUGCCAGCUUGCCGGUGGCCGCCCCUCCGCACAGCACCGGUGGGGGCAGUCUGUCUGUCUUUUCCGAACCGCUGCAAACGCACACGGCUCAAGUGCCACAGAUGCAGGCAGGUUUACACCAUCAGCAGACGACUUUGCAGCACUUACAGCAACAUCCCGUACAGUCAACACAGCUGCCCAGCUCGUCACCUCAAAGCCAACCACCACUGCCUUCCCAAAGGACCACUUCUCCGGCACCCACUGCCGCGUCAGUGCGGCCGGACAGUGGUCCCGCCGCACCCGCAGAUAGCAGCGUUAUCAGUGGGGGUGCAGUUUGCUCCUGUUCCUCCUCAUCGUCGACCUGUUGCUCCUCAUCUUCCUGUUCUAAAGCUGCUCUACCUUCCAGUGCCAAAAAUCACCCAACGCCCCCCACCUCCGCUCUUCCUCUGGGAAAGAAAUGAAACUAAUCUCGAGGUAAAUACAAAGCCGCAACAGAAGUAUUAGACGUGCGUGGGCAUGGAGAAGGGGAUGACAAAAUGCAAGGAAUAUAUGUGAGAAAUGAUUGAUUCUGGCAUGUCGGCAACAUUUAACGCAGCACCUGAGUUUUGUGAAUAAUGGUCCGUGUGGGUCUUGAGAUGUACAAGUUCUUUAACGUAUGUAUGUACGGUGUGUUUGUGUCUGUGUGCCUGAGUAUUUGUACUACAUAUCCCCAAAAAACUUUUGCUCUUCAGAACAUCACCGCCAGACCUGAGCUUUGGCGAUGUGUUCAUAUCUUCUCCGUUUGUUUCAAUUUGUCAGCGCUCGUGGUGAAAGGACUAUCAAUUUAAGAAGUGCAAUUAAUAAUGAUCAUUGGAAUUGAUCAGCAUGUAUCCUAAUGGAUUGUCUGUUAGUCAUAAACUAUUUUUGUAUUGAUGAAGCUCAUUGAGGAUCUUUUUAACACAGCACAAGCUGCUUCGACGGGCCAAGAAGAAGCAUUAAAACAACUUACUCCAUUUCAGCUCCCAAAACAUAAGAUGAAGGAUUUCUCCUGCUCGAAAUAACCCAAAUGAACAACCUCAGUACACUUCCAAUAACACCAUUAUAAAUGUUACUUUAGGUGCUAAUUGCUGCUUUUUUAAUUCAACAAGUUAUUUUUUAUCUCAAUUGCCUUACCUUUGUUUUAUCACAGUGGGGGGAAAAAAAUAUUAGCUCACCAUUAUUAUUCAGUCCAUCCAGGAUUUCGCCAUCUUUGUUUGUGAUUGUUACGGCCUAAAAGACAUGAAUUUGCGGCAUCAUUUUCAGAAAGUUGUAUCGUUUUCAAGCUGCUAUUUUUUCAAUAACAAAGAAUCAACUUGUGUUUUUAUGAAA